CCCAGAGGCCAGACUGAGGCUAAUGGCGGCGUCCACUGACCAGAGCGUUGGGGGCGCUGAAGAGGCCGUGGCGGAACAGGAACCGCGAGUUCUGGAACCCGGGGCCGCCCCGUUCGGAAAUUUCCCUCAGUAUUCCCGCUUCCACCCUCCAGAGCAACGGCUCCGCCUCCUGCCCCCAGAGCUGCUUCGCCGGCUCUUCCCUCAGGGUCCCGAGACGAAGCCGAUUCUGGGGCUCGACGUGGGGUGUAACUCCGGGGAUCUGAGUGUGGCUCUGUACAAACACUUCCUUUCCCUACGUGAUGGGGAGAACUGGUCAGAUGUCUCAAGAGAAUUUCGUCUCCUCUGCUGCGACAUAGAUCCAGCCCUGGUGGAGCGAGCUGAAAAAGAAUGCCCUUUUCCUGAUGCCUUGACUUUUAUUACCCUGGACUUCAUGAAUCAAAGGAGCCGGAAGGUUCUCUUGAGCUCCUUCUUAAGCCAGUUUGGACGCUCAGUUUUUGACAUUGGCUUCUGCAUGUCGAUAACCAUGUGGAUUCAUCUGAACCACGGGGACCAUGGCCUGUGGGAGUUCCUGGCUCACCUUUCCUCCCUCUGUCGCUACCUCCUUGUGGAGCCACAGCCGUGGAAGUGUUACCGGGCAGCUGCAAGACGUCUCCGAAAGCUGGGCCUCCAUGAUUUUGACCACUUCCAUUCCCUUGCCAUCCGAGGCGAUAUGGCCAGUCAGAUUGUGAAGAUCUUGACCCAGGACCAUGGCAUGGAAUUAGUAUGUUGCUUUGGCAAUACCAACUGGGACCGAAGCCUUCUGCUCUUCAGGGCAAGACAAACCACAGAUCAUCCAAUCCCUGAAUCACUGAUAGAAGAAGGGAAAGCAAGGAACAGAUUAACAUUCUGGAGAUAGUGAGAUGAGAGGGCAGAAAGACCAGGAAAGAGAUAUUGAAAGGGUUUUAUACUGAAAAUUAAGUUCAUUCUCCUUCACUCCCUAACAGUUAGGCUGCUUCAAAACCUAGCAGAAGCUUUGGCAAAAUGUCCAAGACAUGCAAUUGAAAGAAUCAGUUCUAUCUGUUCCCCAUUGUUGGGGAUGAUCCUGAAAGAGUGCACCUAUGGAGCAAAGACCUGAGCUAUUGGAUUGAGAUGGCUAAAGAAAGUGAUCCUUUUGCUGGGAUAUGGACGGGGCUGCUUUUGGUGGUUAUUU
Molecule: messenger RNA, 1189 nt
Organism: Hipposideros armiger (great roundleaf bat)
Lineage: Eukaryota; Metazoa; Chordata; Mammalia; Chiroptera; Hipposideridae
Gene: BCDIN3D
Product: BCDIN3 domain containing RNA methyltransferase
Biological process (GO): negative regulation of pre-miRNA processing
Cellular component (GO): cytoplasm
Molecular function (GO): RNA methyltransferase activity; O-methyltransferase activity
Source: RefSeq, a predicted model, not a curated record